AUGGAUCACAUCCCCAACGAGAUCCUGAGCCACAUCCUCAGCUAUCUUCUUACCGACAGAGGAAAGCAUCGCCUGCGCGAAGACUCGAUCCGUCACGUCUUGCCCAGUAAGAACACGAUCGAAGAUGACUUUAGCUCCUGGCAUAAAGUUCUAGAAAAUGACUCCAUCAAAGAUGCUGUGCGACGCGUCGCUAUCGAGACCUCACCAAUCUAUGAUUACGUUGACGCUGAUCAUAUUUCAUCUUGGCCAGAGUCUUGGCCUAGGGAUGGCCAUUGGCCUGAGUUUACAUCCGCCAUCAGCCGCAUCUGCGAUAUGCCAAACCUCGACUGUCUCGAUAUGCGUUUCUCGCUCUUUCCCGCUAGUGAACAACUCCCAGGAUUGAUAAAUGAGCCCUCAUCUACACGCAGGAGGACACUCGAAAUCAUUUCGGAGACACUAAGGGCUCGAGAGUCUCGUCCUGGGACAAGUAUUAUCCGCGAGUUGAUACUGAAAAGCCUUGAGGAUACGCCGCUGCCCAAGAAUCUCACCGAUAACCUAUUACAAAAUAUCGAAAAACUACACAUUGCCUUGGUUUAUGGUGACGACCAACGAGAGAAGCCUGGAUUUUCCUCAUAUCUCUCAGGCACUCUCUUACCUUCAGUUUCCGAGCGUCUGGUUGAGCUGACGAUUGCUGGUCACCGCUGGGGAUCUAUCCCAGCUGAGUUUGAUGGCAAAGGUCUAUCAUUUCCAUGCUUGGAGCGCUUGACGCUGGAGGAAUACAUCAUUCUUCGACAAGAUCAAUUUGACUGGGUCCUGCAACAACGUUCUCUCGUCGACUUGAACCUUUACAGCUGCAAAAUUGCGACGCACUGUCUUGUGCAACAGCCCGCUUUUGAAGACAUGGGCGUCAACCUAGAUGGGUGGAAGAAACUACCAGACCACUCCACGAAUAUGGGCCAGCCAAACCACAGCCUCAUGAUGGCUCACACACAUCCGGGGCCGCUCGACUCCGGCUGA
Messenger RNA from Fusarium tjaetaba, 996 nucleotides. RefSeq lists its product as uncharacterized. The record is from RefSeq and is a predicted model, not a curated record. The coding region runs from base 1 to 996 and encodes 331 amino acids. NCBI's taxonomy places the organism in Eukaryota, Fungi, Ascomycota, Sordariomycetes, Hypocreales, Nectriaceae. The transcript has 2 exons.